GUUGUGAGGGCCUUGAGGGGGCGUUGUGUGAGAUGACUGUGUCACGUAAUCGGUCGCGGACACCACGCGAGAGGGGGCCUCGGAAAGCCCAGCUGGAAGCGUACGCAUGGCACUUCGACAUGAUCCACGAUGAAGCACGCCUGUCCGCAUUUCAGGGUGCCUUUGCUCGGCUUCCUGAGGAAGCCCUCCAAGGCGUCGCGCUGGAUAUCGGUUGCGGAACUGGGGUUCUGGGCAUGUGCCUCCUGCGACAGAGGCCUGAGCUGUCACGAGUAAUUGCUUUUGAGGCAGACCCUGCGCUUGCACGGGUUGCAGAAGAGAAUGCAGCGAACAACCGCUUGGAAGGUAAGCUUUCUGUACAGGCUGUUCGGUCAACUGCUGUUUCAUCUUUGGCAGAUGCGGUGGACACGGUGGAAGCUACCUCUCCACCACGGGCAAGCCUGCUCGUGGCCGAGAUCUUGGACGCAGGUCUGCUGGGUGAGGACUGUUUGCCGACUCUUCGCCACGCAGCUGGCACUCUUCUGCGCUCGAACUACUUCGCAGUACCCGCAGCUGCUGAUGUUUGCGCGUGUGGGGUGGAGAGUAGCACAUUGAGGUCCUGGCAAUGCGUGCAGGGCAGUUGGUGGGCACCCGAGGUUUUUGCUCGCGAUGCCGGAGAUGCAAAUCCGCAUGAUGUUGUAUUGGGGAGGCUUGUGGAUGCAGGAGAGGCCAGGAUCUUGACCGAAGAGUUCAGCGCAUUGUCCUUUAACUUUGAAUCGCUCCCGCCUGAGUCGGGGAGGUGCGAGGUAAUCACGGCAAAGGCAAGCCAGGCUGGUUGGCUGGACGCCGUGGUGUUCUGGUGGUACUGCCACAUGGUCCGCGCUGACUCCCUGCCCACCAUGACCAAUGCACCCACUGGCGUGCCAAUGAAAACUCGGGCCGAUUCAAUGCCUGCUCGCCCUGAGAUCGGCCACUGGCGCCAGGCUGUCUCCCUGCUUCCCGGGCCACGCCGCUUCGUCCAGGAAGGGGAGGAGCUACGGCUAUCGGUCUUCCACACCGACGAGGAUGUCUGGUUCCGCAUCGCCGAGCAUGUGCCGAAGCCCAUGUCUCUGCCACGGGCCUGCAGCAACCUGUCGUUCUUUCCUUCGCCGCGGCUUUGGGCACUGGCAGAUCGCGAGCGAUGGCACACGCUCAAGCGCGAAGUCUUCAAAGCAGCGCGGGGUCUGCAGCCACAACCCUUGCAAGAGCAUGCAGGAAUUCUCGUGCUCGACCUCUCGGACGGUCCCUUCAUGAGCCUACUGCUUUCUGGGCAGCUCGCGGGCCGUUUCGCUCGCUUGGGAGCGUCUUGA
Symbiodinium necroappetens is the source of this 1325-nucleotide messenger RNA. NCBI's taxonomy places the organism in Eukaryota, Dinophyceae, Suessiales, Symbiodiniaceae. The record is from the annotation of a GenBank genome assembly.